Molecule: messenger RNA, 4166 nt
Organism: Gadus morhua (Atlantic cod)
Lineage: Eukaryota; Metazoa; Chordata; Actinopteri; Gadiformes; Gadidae
Gene: cab39l1
Product: calcium binding protein 39, like 1
Exons: 9
Coding region: 390-1421 (343 amino acids)
Biological process (GO): intracellular signal transduction
Molecular function (GO): protein serine/threonine kinase activator activity
Source: RefSeq, a predicted model, not a curated record
ACCCGCCCAAUGUCCCGAAGAGAAGAGCGCAGAGACAGCAGCCUGAGCAGAACAGGGAAAUAAAGUUGACAGGCUGUCCAGCCCUCAAGCUUUCUGCAAAAGUGAGCUAGCAUCCUAGCAAUUGUGGUGGCGGACGGCCAGAACAGUAAAUCGUAGAUAUAUGCUGGAUAAACGCGAUGAAGACAGCGAGCUUAAAUCUGUAGGAACGUAUAAUUACCACUCCAUAAAACUAUCGCCGAAUAUCCCAGAGAGAUAUAUUGAUGAGCACGUAGGGGUACAUUACUGGCGAGCCUGUUAGCUGAGUUUAGCUAGCUAACCUUUAGCCAACAAUCCUUUCUCAAGUUCAAAAGUAAAAGUCAAUCAGGUUAAGGAACAAGUUAGCGUCCAUCAUGCCUUUUCCUUUUGGAAAGUCUCAGAAGAGUCCGGCUGAGAUAGUGAAAAACUUGAAAGAGAAUAUGGCUUACAUGGAGAAGCUGGAUGCCACAGAGAGCAAAAAGUGUGAAAAGGUUGCAGAGGAGGUUUCGAAGAACCUGUCUUCUCUGAAAGAGGUGCUGUGUGGCACCGGUGACAAGGAGCCUCAAACUGAGGCUGUAGCUCAGCUGGCACAAGAGCUGUACAACACCAACCUCCUCAUCACUCUCAUUGCAAAUCUGCAAAGAAUUGACUUUGAGGGGAAGAAGGAUGUGGUGCAUUUGUUCAGCAACAUCGUACGACGUCAAAUUGGUACUCGAACGCCCACGGUAGAAUACAUCUCCUCGCAUCCACAGAUUCUCUUUAUGCUCCUAAAAGGAUAUGAAAGUGCAGAAGUGGCCCUGAACUGUGGAAUGAUGCUCAGAGAGUGCUUGCGUCACGAACCUCUAGCACGAACCGUGCUGUUUUCCGAAGAAUUGUACUGCUUCUUCCGCUUUGUGGAGCUGUCCACCUUUGACAUUGCAUCAGACGCUUUCGCCUCAUUCAAGGACCUACUGACAAGGCACAAGAUAAUGUGUGCGGAUUUCCUGGAGACCAACUAUGACAGGGUUUUUACAGAAUACGAAAAGCUCCUGCAUUCUGACAACUAUGUUACCAAACGUCAGUCUUUGAAGCUUCUUGGCGAACUUCUCCUGGACCGGCACAACUUCACUGUGAUGACCAAGUACAUCAGUCGUGCCGAAAACCUUAAGCUGAUGAUGAACUUGUUGAGAGACAAUAGCCGCAAUAUCCAGUUUGAAGCCUUUCACGUCUUUAAGGUCUUCGUUGCGAACCCCAACAAGACACAGCCCGUGUUGGACAUACUGCUGAAGAACCAGGCCAAACUAGUGGAGUUCCUGAGCCAUUUCCAGACGGAUCGAUCCGAGGACGAGCAGUUCUGCGACGAGAAGAACUACCUGGUCAAGCAGAUCCGGGACCUGAAGAGACCCGUGGCACCUGAGGAGGCGUAGAUUCCGACGGUGGGUGGGAACGUUGGCGGUGGCAGUUGCCAGGUGGAGCUUUGGCGUGCGCUUGGAGAAGGUAGUGUGGCAAGGCAACGCAAGGAUCCAACAUAUUACCGUAGGAAAUAGGAGCAAACAAAACCAACAUAGAAAUGACUUCCUUCACUUUUUCUUUCUUUGUGUGAACAUGGGAGGUUUAAUCCUCGAGUUGGGUUGAACAAUGAGUGGGCCAAGAACUGUUAUUUAAAACCAUAGUGCUUCUUUGAUAAUAAUAAAAAGAUGUCCGGCAAGAGUCUCUUAUGCUGAAUUGUAUAUAAUAAUGUUAUUAUACAUAAGCAAAAUUCCUCAUGUAUCGUCUCUGGCGAAGACCUUACUUUGUGACAUAAACGCCACCUGCAUUUGAAUCUUAACAGUACCCCUUGAUGCGUAAUCUUUUACGAGCAUUCAAUGUUUUAGAAUAUAAUUACUCUGUGGAUAAGACUUACUGGCUAAUAUUCUCAAAGAUGACACAUUUUUUCCUCAAAAUCACAUUGUCAAACUUAUUCCACAGCCUAGUUUUGCCUUACUGCACGCUGUUUUUGCCGUUUCCAGGACUUGUAGGAGCUUGUGAAUAUUGACUCCAGUUGAAUUGCUUCUGGAUGAUAGUUACCCAGAUAUUUGUUAGUGGUGAACAUGGUAGGUAUGCUUGUGGUGCUUGUGUAACAUGAGGCACAGGGGCAGCAGUAGUGCUGAUUCAGUCGGUGAUGCGCUAGGAAACAGGGACAGGAAAAGAAAAUCAAACCCCACAGAGGAAUCAAUGCAUUGUGCGAUAGUGUGGCUGCAGCCAGCAGUGGUCUUUUGACUGGAAUGGAAAGGAAUCCGAUACUGCUGUAGGCGUUGUGUAUCGGUCUGUUUGUUGGGGACACGGGCAGUACAGAUAUUCUCAACCAGAGGAUUGCAAUUUUUCCACAAAUAGUUAACUCUUGACGAAUGAUACGAUUAGAUGUUCUCCAAUGGCAUGCUAUCCAGUUUCAGCUGUUCUUACUGAAGUUUUAUUUAAAGGCGCCGUGGGCUCAUAAUGCAUUAUCAGCAUGUUAUAAGAGUAAACUACAAUUAUUAUGUCAACUAUGAGUUUGACAUUAAACUAUUAAUCGACCACUAGCAUAUGUGGUUCGCCAUUAGACGAUGACCAGAGGUUUACAAAGGAGUGGGUUGUGGCAUUUCUGCCAGUGUAGCAGUAAUUCAAUUAGUUCAUUAAAUAACCUGGUGACACAUUUCAUACUAAACUGUGAGAAUGUUCUAACGUGCUUAUGAUGCAUUAUAAUCAAAUUAAUACUACAGUGCUGAAACUAAGCAAUGACCUUGUUCCCUUUUUUGGGAACGUCUAUUUUGGAAUGUGCCGCAUUUUUUAAAUUUAGUUUCUUACCUGGCUCACCUGUCAUUGUCAUAUUUUUUUUUUUUAUCAAGUGUGUUGGAGCAACAGCACAAAGCCUUGCCUUUCACUCACUAUAGUAGCAUCUUGUCAGAUUUCAAGCAACAUUUGAUCUGUCGGCACAGUCUCAUAGUAUAUAUACCUCAUGAGGAAGUGCUGUGUUCUCUUUUUUUAUUGUGUUUUUACUUGGAUCAUUAGGAUAAAGCGCAAUGUAUUGUACGUUGCCCAAAGCUGGUAUGUAUGUAUGUAUGUACGUAUGUAUGUAUACGUAUGUAUGUAUACGUUUGUGUGGGGGAAGAAUUGAAAAGCAAAGCUAAUCUUGUUUCGAUUGGUCAGUUACCACAAAUGACUGCAUUUCAUUAUGAAUGAAAAUAAAAAAUGAUGGUUGCCUUAUUUAAAAAUGAAUAAAUACGCACACAAUUGAUUGUAAAGAAAUAAUGUAAAUCCCACAUGUCUUAACCAUGCCCUUGUCACUCUAAAAUGGAUACUACAAGCAUUACAAAUUGAUUACCUAUGCUUGCUUUUAGUUAAAAUGAUUGGCUUUUUGAAAAUCCCAUGUUGGUAACAUCAGAAACACCUAUCGGGUCAUUCCAAAACCGGUUAUGGCCAUUGUAAAAAUAUUUUUUUAUAUAUAUUAUUUAAUAUGUUGAUGUUAACCUGCGUCACUCCAGUUUUGAGAAAAAGGGUGUGUUUCUCUGAACAUCAUUAGCAAUGUUUAGUUAAUAACUUCUAGAAUUCCUAAUAAUUUCAAAAUGUCACAAGUACAUGAGAGGAGCGACCUUGGGAUCACCGUGACAGUGGUCGAGUUGUUUUUGGAAGCAAGGGUGACCUUUACAGGUCCCACAUAGGCACAACCAGCAGCUCCUCUGACGGACACUUCCAUGUUUUAAUAAGAAAGAAACCCACAUCCUAAUGAACGGCCAUGUGUGUUGCGUAACCUUAACUGUGAUCAGGAUGUUUCAACUCUUAAUGCUAGUGAUCAAAUACCAUACAGCUGUUCCACCAUAUAAAGCGUGUACAGAGGAAGCCCUUGUUAUAUUUGUAUAACCCUCACUCUCAUAGGGUUAAUCCUGAUUUAGUGGCAAUUCUGUUAAGACGGCAAUGAAAUCCCUUCAUUCUUGAUUUAGAGGGAAGGUGUUUGGUGAUUAAGAGGAAACUUCUAUAUUAAAUAUAUAAAUGUCUGUUGUGCUUUUACUAUAUAACUAUAUUGCCUUCUUUAUUCCCUAUAACCAUAGUAUACUGGGUAUUUCCUUCUAUCUACCAGGGGAGUGAAUUGUAAAUGUACAUAGUUUUAUUUUAAAAGUGUGAAAUCGUUCCUGAAAAUAAAGUUUAUUUCAGAAAUA